ACUGUAAAAUCCGAGAUCUGAUAUGAUUAUCAACCAUAAACAACGUAUGAUGAAUGAGGUGUUAGCCGAAUGAUGCAGAGAAGUAUUUAAGCAUUUAGAUAUCACUUCAUUUCAAAAAUUUCUUAAGUUUUCAAAUAAGCUCAUUAAGUUCAAUAAUGACUAAAUCUCCACCAUUAAAAAAUACCAAAGUUUUCCAACCUAUCAAGGUAAGUAUUAACACUAUUUCAAACAGAGUUGUAUUUGUACCGACAACAAGAAGAAGAAAUCUUGAGGAUAACACACCUUCACAGUUGACUGCUCAACAUUAUGACGAAAGAUCGAAGUAUCCAGGAUCAUUAGUCAUCACUGAAGCUACUUUUGUAUCUGGAAGAGCAGGAGCUUUAUCUACAGCACCAGCUAUUGAAACUAAAAAGCAAACUGAAGCUUGGAAAAAGGUAGUGCAAAGGAUUCAUGAUAAUGGUUCAUUUGCUUCGAGUCAGCUAUGGUUCUUGGGUAGAGUUAGUUAUGAACCAGAGGUCUUGAAACAAAAAGGAUUUGAUUUGGUUGGACCAUCUGCUAUAUAUUCGAGCGCAGCCAAUGAAAAGAAUGCUAUAGCUGCUGGAAAUCCUCUUCGAUCAUUAAGUGAAACUGAAAUAAAAGAUAUCAUAUAUACCGAUUAUACGAAUGCAGCUAAGAAUGCUAUCGAAGCCGGAUAUGAUUAUAUUGAGCUUCAUGGUGCUCAUGGGUACCUUUUAGAUCAGUUCUUACAGCCAGUUUCAAAUGCAAGAACUGAUAAAUAUGGUGGAUCAAUUGAAAAUAGAGCAAGAUUUGUUCUAGAAUUAAUAGAUCAUUUGAUUCCAAUUGUUGGUGCUUCUAAAUUGGCUAUUAGACUCUCCCCAUGGGCUAAAGCUCAGGGUAUGAUUGCUGAAAAAGAUUCUGUUCAUCCUAUUACUACUUUUAGUUAUUUAUUAAAUGAAUUACAAAAGAGAGCUGAUACAGGUAACCAAUUAGCGUACAUUUCAAUUGUUGAACCUCGUGUUAGUGGUGGUCUUGAUGUUGCAGAUGAUCAAAUUGUUGGUAAUAAUGAUUUCAUCACUCAAAUAUGGAAGGGUAUAGUAAUCAGAGCGGGAAAUUACAGUUAUGACGCUCCUGAGUUUAGAUCCAUUCAAGAAGAUGUUGAAAAUGAUCGUACAUUAGUUGGUUUUUCAAGAUAUUUUACUUCUAAUCCAGAUUUGGUGAAUAGAUUGGCCGAAGGUUUCGAGCUUACUCCUUAUAACAGACCAACAUUUUAUCUGGAAUCUAAUUGGGGAUACAAUACAUACAAUGAAUACGGUGAUAGUAAAAGCUAUUUGGAAGAUGAAGAAGGAAAAAACUUACCAAAAGAAAUCAGUGAAAGUAUCAACACCAAGUAGUCUACGAUUUAUAUAUUGUUUAAUAAAAAA
Messenger RNA from Scheffersomyces coipomensis, 1421 nucleotides. Its product is annotated as alkene reductase. NCBI's taxonomy places the organism in Eukaryota, Fungi, Ascomycota, Pichiomycetes, Serinales, Debaryomycetaceae. The transcript has a single exon. The record is from RefSeq and is a predicted model, not a curated record. Gene Ontology annotation, molecular function: NADPH dehydrogenase activity; FMN binding. The coding region runs from base 156 to 1391 and encodes 411 amino acids.